This is a messenger RNA of Aspergillus thermomutatus, 1281 nucleotides long. RefSeq names its product cyclin family protein. Gene Ontology annotation, cellular component: cyclin-dependent protein kinase holoenzyme complex; nucleus. Gene Ontology annotation, biological process: regulation of cyclin-dependent protein serine/threonine kinase activity. Gene Ontology annotation, molecular function: protein kinase binding; cyclin-dependent protein serine/threonine kinase regulator activity. The coding region runs from base 1 to 1281 and encodes 426 amino acids. NCBI's taxonomy places the organism in Eukaryota, Fungi, Ascomycota, Eurotiomycetes, Eurotiales, Aspergillaceae. The record is from RefSeq and is a predicted model, not a curated record. The transcript has a single exon.
AUGGAUGCUCCUGCGGCUCUCAAUCGAGCCGCUCUUAAUGAGUUUGUCACUCGUCCAGUAUCACGAGAGAUGGUUGCCUAUCUGGCUCAGCAAGCUUCCCUGGUCAUCCGCUGCGAGUCGCAUGUGACCUCCGCUGUCAGCCGUCAUGGCCAGCCUACGCCUCCAAGCACACCUCCACUGGAUGGCCUGCCUCCUCUGCCAUCAGUCGAGACGUUCAUCGUCUCGCUCGUCACUCGGUCCCAGGUUCAGGUUCCUACGCUGAUGGCCUCUUUGGUCUACCUGGCUCGACUGCGGGCACGCUUGCCGCCUGUCGCCAAGGGCAUGCGUUGCACCGUUCAUCGGAUCUUUCUUGCAUCGCUCAUCCUGGCAGCAAAGAACCUGAACGACUCGAGCCCAAAGAACAAGCACUGGGCCCGCUACACGGCUGUCAAGGGCUACGAUGGCUUCUCCUUCUCGCUGCCAGAGGUGAACCUGAUGGAACGCCAGCUGCUGUUCCUCCUCGACUGGGACACUCGCGUCACCGAAGACGACCUUUUUUUACAUCUCGAGCCCUUCCUGGCUCCUAUUCGCCAGCGAUUCGAGGCCCAGGAGCGUGAGGCAGAGUUGAGGCGCCAGCAACAGCAACAGCACCAUCACUACCGCGAAUGGCGCCGCCUCCAUGCAUCGGCAGAGCUCCUUGCCAGCCGUCUGCGUCGCCAGAAGCUAGAAGCGCGUGCAGACGCUCGUCACAGCAUGAUAGAGGGCGGCUCGCCUCGCAAGCGCCUUCCCAGCCACGUCUCCUCGUCCAGCCUUGGGGGCUCUCCUCAAUCCAUCGAGGGUGAGCGGUACACUCCCUACCAUCCUCACCACCACCAGCGCCUUCGCACGUCGCCAUACCGGUCCGGCCGAUCUAUCUCUCCGCCAUCCAUCAACGAUGUCCCCUGCCUCUCCCGCGCAGAGACUUUCAACUCAUUGAGCUCUCGUUCAUCCAGUGUUGCCCCCAGCUCGCGCGGCACUCCAGCCAGCAUCAGCACCUCCUACUCUUCGACCAGCAUGGACGAAGUCAUCGUAGCGGACGCUAACAGCCCUUCUGCUUCCACUCUGGGCUACAGCUAUGUCAACAUGCCCGCGAUCCAGGCAGACGCAAAGCAGUCUUUUGAAGACUUUCACCGACAUUGUCACCACCAGCAACCCAACAAGAAGAUGAGAAUGGCCAGCAACAGCGGCAGCACCGGCUUUGUCGCCCGAUUCUUGGCUUCUGCCGCGGGUUACCACAUGGGCGGUCGUCACGCGCGCGUCUAA